GUAACCUUUAUCGAAUAAAUUUUACCUUCCUUCCAUGUAGUGAAUACAAAGGAAACGCAACGCAGUUACACGAAGUGAAACCCAAUUUGUAUUUAUAAAAAAAAUCUGCGAGAUUUUUGGUUUUUCAUUUGAAGAUCGAUCGUUUGGAUCCCCACCCGAGCGUCACCACCGCCGCAUCGCCUCCUCGUGUGAACCUCUCCGUAGUUCUGUUUUCGUCCUCUUCGUUGUGGUGUCGCUCUGUUCGGUGGAUAGACGCGUGUCGGUAGCUGUGUGUACCUAGUAAAGUCGGUGAAAUUUGUUGAGAAAGUCGUCUUUGAGUGCAUCAGGGUGGCAUUCCAAGGGUCGCAGACACACCCCGAAGUGGCGGCAGCAUCCCCUUGGGUGCGCAUCGAGGGUGCAAGUGCAUCAGCCCGACCCCCAACCACCCCCAUAAUUAAUGGAAACGGGUCGUUCACGACCCGACCCCCCGGGUAAAAACAACCACCAAACUGGAACUCAUGGAAUUGGAAAAUAUCGUCGCCAACACAGUCUAUCUAAAAGCGAGAGAGGGUGGUUCCGAUAGUAAUAAAGGCAAGAGCAAAAAGUGGAGGAAGAUUCUGCAGUUUCCCCAUAUCUCGCAGUGUAUAGAUCUUAUCAACAAAAUAGAUGUUCGCUACGAGUACGUGGUGGACCAGCAGCCCAUCGGAAAGCUCUUGUUCGAGCAGUGGUGUGAAGUGAAGCGUCAUGAAUACCACCGCUGUGUCAAGUUCCUCGACAUCGCCAAACGCUAUGAAGUCGAAACGGACGAACAACGGUUGGAGUUGGCAAACGCCAUCAAAAAAGAAUUCAUGGUCGGCGCGGAGGGGGAGGAAAAUAUUUCGCUUCCGGAAGUCGGACUUGUGCUUUCCAUGAGUGAUAAACUAACAAACGGACAUAAAGACUUAUUCGCACCGUGCGUGCAAGCGGUUAAGGCCUGUCUAGCGGGCGAACCCUUCAGGGAAUUCACUAAUUCUAUGUAUUUUCAUCGGUACCUGCAGUGGAAGUGGCUGGAAGCGCAACCGGUCACUUACAAGACUUUUAGGAUGUAUCGCGUCUUGGGCAAGGGCGGAUUCGGAGAGGUCUGCGCUUGUCAGGUGCGAGCGACUGGUAAAAUGUACGCGUGUAAAAAGCUGGAAAAGAAACGGAUAAAGAAACGCAAAGGCGAAGCGAUGGUUCUGAUCGAGAAGCAGAUAUUGCAAAAGAUCAAUUCACGAUUUGUUGUGAAUCUUGCCUACGCUUACGAAACGAAAGACGCCCUUUGUUUAGUGUUGACGAUAAUGAAUGGGGGCGAUUUAAAGUUUCACAUCUACAACAUGGGUGGAGAACCGGGACUGGACAUUGCGAGGGCGCGAUUUUACGCAGCUGAAGUCGUCUGUGGACUUGAUCAUUUGCAUCAGCAGGGCAUUGUAUAUAGAGACUGUAAACCCGAAAACAUUCUUCUCGACGAUGCAGGUCACGUAAGGAUCUCAGAUUUAGGUUUAGCCGUAGACAUCCCUGAAGGAGAAUUCGUUAGAGGUAGAGUCGGCACUGUAGGCUACAUGGCACCUGAAGUUAUAGAUAACGAACGUUACACAUUCAGUCCCGAUUGGUUCAGUUUCGGUUGUUUGUUGUACGAAAUGAUUGAAGGCCAGGCACCGUUCCGAGCGCGUAAAGAAAAAGUUAAACGUGAAGAAGUGGAUCGACGAGUGAAGUCCGACCAGGAGAAAUACUCGUCGAAAUUCAGUGAAGAUGCCAAAUCUUUGUGCCAACAAUUACUAGCCAAAAGUCCCGCACAGAGACUGGGGGGCAAAGCGGGACGAUAUGGGGCUGCUGUAGUCAAACAACACGCUUUUUUUCAGAGUCUUAAUUGGAGGAGACUCGAGGCAGGGAUGGUCGAACCCCCUUUCGUACCAGAUCCUCAUGCGGUUUACGCCAAAGACGUGCUCGAUAUCGAGCAGUUUUCCACCGUCAAAGGCGUGAAUAUUGACGAGAACGAUUCCUCGUUUUAUAGCAAGUUCAACAGUGGUUGUGUGUCCAUACCAUGGCAAAAUGAAAUGAUAGAAACAGACUGCUUUAGACAAUUAAAUGUGUUUGGUGCGAACAGUACGAGAAGCAGCGAUUUAAUACUUCAACCCGUCACGACGACAGAAAACGAAGGUUGCUUUCCUUUCCGACGAAAGAAGAAACAGCUGCCUAGGACCAAGCCUAUCCCCAUAAACCCCUCCUUGUUACCUCAAAUGACAGAGAGCUGAUGCCUCUAAUAAUUUAAUUCAAUGUCAACACACUUUCCUCCCCAACGUCUCAUAUUCGUCUUCCCUGAAAUUUACGCACGACGAUUGUUACAUUUUUUGUAUAUAUUUAAGUGUUGAAAGCAUGCACAAUGCCAUUUUGGUAGAUGAUAUAUUUUUUAUAAGUUUAUUUUUUUGCGUGAGAUUACUUUCGGGAGUCAUCUACUGAUGUGGAAACGGUUAGUUACACAGCUUCCGUGAUAGAUAGACAGUUAAUUAAAACGUCUAUAUAUCAUGAAGGCUGUGGUUAGUUGUCUCAAAAACGUAUUUGAAUGUUGUUUUGUUUUCAUUCCACAAUCACGUCACCUAAUGGAUUAGAUAAUUGAUGUAUUUCAAGAAGGAAGAAAAAAGACCUUUUAUAUUAUUUUAUUGUGAUAUUUUAUCUGUGUGUUUGUGUCUACCAGGACUUGAUUUCAACGGCCCAAUAAUAAAGUUCAAAACAGAUUUUAACUUGCCCAAGAAUUUGUCUACAUUAAGCUCAAAUAUUAGGAUAGAAAUCCAUUAACUUUCAAUUGUAUGUAUAAGCAGUUUGUAUUGUUUUUUUAUUUAAUUUAUACAUUUUUUGAGCGACUGUUUUUUGUAAAUUCGUUGGUCCGUCACUGUGAGAUCAUUAAACAGAGUGAAUUUAAAAAAAAACGUCCAAACGUUUGUAUGUAUACUCCAGGAAACAAUUCCUGACUCACGUUGACUGUCCAACCAAACUUUUUUUUAAAUUAUGCCUGUUUUGACUUUGUAUUGAAAUGAUUUUUGAUAAUUAAUUAAACAUCUAAAUCAUAA
This is a messenger RNA of Tribolium castaneum (red flour beetle), 3062 nucleotides long. It is a transcript of the gene Gprk2, whose product is annotated as G protein-coupled receptor kinase 2. Gene Ontology annotation, biological process: signal transduction; regulation of signal transduction; protein phosphorylation. Gene Ontology annotation, molecular function: ATP binding; G protein-coupled receptor kinase activity. NCBI's taxonomy places the organism in Eukaryota, Metazoa, Arthropoda, Insecta, Coleoptera, Tenebrionidae. Gene Ontology annotation, cellular component: cytoplasm. The record is from RefSeq and is a predicted model, not a curated record. The transcript has 9 exons. The coding region runs from base 498 to 2249 and encodes 583 amino acids.